Molecule: messenger RNA, 780 nt
Organism: Copidosoma floridanum
Lineage: Eukaryota; Metazoa; Arthropoda; Insecta; Hymenoptera; Encyrtidae
Molecular function (GO): protein binding
Source: RefSeq, a predicted model, not a curated record
AUGGCUGAGGCCAGACUGGCACUGCCCAAGGUGACCCGAGCCGGCAUGCCCACCGGAGGAAUAGGGGCUGGCAGCAUAAGGCCAGCCGAGCUGCAGAUGGACCCACGCAGUCUGCCCGGUGCCACGUACCAGCUGCAACAACACCAACAACAGCCAAGGACAAAAACGCCCACCUUGCCCCAGCAGCAGCAGCAGCAUCACAUGCAGGUGGACGUGUCGACUCAGGUGGACCUCCACGAUACAUCGUCGCUGCAGCGCGGUACAACGCCGCUUUACUCUCGCGAGGACAUCAAAGAGCAGUACUGCAUAACCAGCCGCCAGCUGGACGCCGUGGACAAGUCGGGCAGUGGUAUAUUCGGCUGCCUAACGAGCCGCGGACCCUCACCCUGCAGCGCAUCUGCCAAGGCUUCCAUCCUCUCGGCUUGCGUCCGCAGUGCCCCGAGCGAGGAGAACCUCUUCGACGCGCCCUACCCCUACCCCUACCACAAGCGCGUGCCAGCCCCGUCAACCCUCUCGGCUCGCGCAAUGAUGAUGCCCCCCGUUGUGUAUCAACCACCCUACUCGACCUACCCCCGGCAGGUGGCCUUCACGCGCUACCACUAUCCUCUGAGCAGCUAUCCAGGUUACGACGAGGACGACUGGUUAGACAGUUCCUACAUUCCACGCCGGCUCAAGAGUAGUCUAGCCACUUUCUCGGAUUCCAAGAGUACGGAUACAAGUGUUGGAGUAGAAUUUAAUAUGAGAAGCCAUUCGAACCUACCAAGGCUCAUCUCGUUUUAG